Kogia breviceps (pygmy sperm whale) is the source of this 1681-nucleotide messenger RNA. RefSeq names its product SPNS lysolipid transporter 3, sphingosine-1-phosphate (putative) (gene SPNS3). NCBI's taxonomy places the organism in Eukaryota, Metazoa, Chordata, Mammalia, Artiodactyla, Physeteridae. Gene Ontology annotation, biological process: transmembrane transport. Gene Ontology annotation, molecular function: transmembrane transporter activity. Gene Ontology annotation, cellular component: membrane. The record is from RefSeq and is a predicted model, not a curated record.
UGCGUCUUUACCCCAGCACCCAUCCCGGGACGGGAGCUGCAGGCUGGUGAGGCUGGGCGCAUGUCCGCGGAGUGCGGGGAACCUGGGCCCGAGGGGCUUCAGGGCUGGUGCCCGGGGCCAGGCGGGCACUCAGGGGCCAUGGGCUCGGGUCCGUGCCCCUCUCCAUCCACGCCCACCCCCUGGAGGCUGCCCCGCUGGAGAGCUUACGUGGCUGCUGCCGUGCUCUGCUACAUCAACCUCCUGAACUACAUGAACUGGUUCAUCAUUGCAGGAGUGCUGCUGGACGUACAGAAGUUUUUUCAGAUCAGUGACAGCAGUGCUGGUUUGCUUCAGACAGUCUUCGUCGGCUGCCUGCUGCUGUCUGCACCCGUGUUCGGCUACCUGGGCGACCGACACAGCCGCAAGGUGACGCUGAGCUUGGGUGUCCUGCUCUGGUCAGGAGCAGGCCUCUCCAGCUCCUUCAUCUCCCCCCGGUACUCCUGGCUCUUCUUCCUGUCCCGGGGGGUGCUGGGCAUUGGCACUGCCAGCUACUCCACCAUUGCGCCCACCAUCCUGGGAGACCUCUUCGUGAGGGACCAGCGAAUCCGAGUGCUGGCCAUCUUCUACAUCUUUAUCCCUGUUGGAAGUGGUCUGGGCUACGUGCUGGGGUCGGCUGUGACGGAGCUGACCGGGAACUGGCAUUGGGCCCUCCGAAUCAUGCCCUGCCUGGAAGCUGUGGCCUUGGUCCUGCUUAUCGUCCUGGUUCCAGACCCGCCCCGGGGAGCUGCUGAGAGGCAGGGGGUGGUGACCGUUGGGGGCCCAAGGAGCACCUGGUGUGAGGACGUCAGAUACCUGGGGAGAAACUGGAGUUUUGUGUGGUCGACCCUUGGAGUGACAGCCAUGUCCUUUGUGACUGGAGCUCUGGGCUUCUGGGCCCCCAAGUUUCUGUUCGAGGCCCGUGUGGUGCACGGGCUGCAGCUUCCCUGCUUUCGGGAGCCAUGCAACAGCCAGGACAGCCUGAUUUUUGGGGUACUGACUGUCGUGACUGGCCUUGUUGGGGUCAUCCUGGGAGCAGAGGCUUCAAGGAGAUACAGGAAAGUCAACCCGAGGGCUGAGCCCCUCAUCUGUGCCGCCAGCUUGCUUGCUGCAGCCCCCUGCCUCUACCUGGCUCUCAUCCUGGCCCCGACCACCCUCCUGGCCUCCUACGUGUUCCUGGCCCUCGGGGAGCUGCUCCUGUCCUGCAACUGGGCCGUGGUUGCUGACAUCCUGCUGUCCGUGGUGGUGCCCAGGUGCGGGGGCACGGCAGAGGCGCUUCAGAGCACGGCGGGCCACAUCCUGGGAGAUGCCGGCAGCCCCUACCUCACUGGACUUAUCUCCAGCGCCCUGCGGGCUGGGCGUCCCGACUCCUACCUGCAGCGCUUCCUCAGCCUUCAACAGAGCUUCCUGUGCUGCGCCUUCGUUAUGGCCCUGGGUGGCGGCUGCUUCCUGCUGACUGCACUGCACCUGGAGAGAGACCAGGCCCAGGCCCGGCAGCCAGGCACAGGGAUCCCCGACAGCAAGGACGUGGCCAGCGAGGCCACGGAGAGCCAAGGCCUGCUUCCUAGCACAGGUGCCUCCCCAGAGGACCCCUGAGGCCCCUGCCCUGCAGCGAGGAGGCCCCACCCACCCUGCUCGCACCCUUCUGGGCGGCCUCCACUGUAUC